Racocetra persica is the source of this 881-nucleotide messenger RNA. The record is from the annotation of a GenBank genome assembly. NCBI's taxonomy places the organism in Eukaryota, Fungi, Glomeromycota, Glomeromycetes, Diversisporales, Gigasporaceae.
AUGGAAUAUGCGUUUAUGUUGUUACGGCCAGUAUUGAAUUAUAAGCUGAAACAAUAUACGGACGAAUCAUCAUCAAUGGAUGUUGAUAGUGAAAAAGUAAUAUGGCAACCUCCAUUAUCCAAUAUAAUUGAACAAGUUAAAACCACUUUACCUUCAUAUGUAUGGAACGGAAUUAGUCCACAAUUCUUUAUUACUUUCUGGCAAAUGUCUUUGUACGAUUUGGAGUUUCCGCAAGAAGAAUAUCGAAAGGCUAAAAAUGAAUUAUUAGACUCUGCUAAUGGUGACAAGGUUCGAGAUAAAUCAAAGAUUAUCGAUGCAGCCAGACAAAUAGACAAAGACAUGCGGAAGCAUGAACAACACAUUAAAAAUGUUAAAAACCGAUUAAGAAUCGAGAAAGACCAUUGGUUCUCCGGACAAUUUACUAAUCGUCAAGACAUUAUUACGCAAUUUUGGCAAUAUUGCCUUUUUCCACGGUUAAUCACUAGCGCUGAUAAUGCUGUAUUUUGUGCAAAGUUUAUUGAAACAAUGCAUGAAAUAGGCACUGUUAAUUUUUCAACGCUUACACUAUAUGACCGGAUUUUUGCGGACCAAGUACAACCUUUGGUAUUUACAUGUUCUGAAUCUGAGGCUCGAAACUAUGGCACUUUUCUUCAAACUAUUUUAGCGUCUCUUAGUAAACUACAUAAAAACCCACAGGAAUAUGAAAAUCGAGGUAAAGGUUCUGGAAUUCCUGGAUUUCAAAUGAAAUGGUCCGCACAUAAUCGCCAACCAGCCAGUAUUUCCGAAAAUGAUUUACUACGAUAUGAAGAGUUUAGACUUGUAUAUUAUAAAUGGCAUUCAAGGCUUCUUAGGGCUUUUGAGCAAAACCUUCAAUCUAUGGA